Molecule: messenger RNA, 1167 nt
Organism: Candida albicans SC5314
Lineage: Eukaryota; Fungi; Ascomycota; Pichiomycetes; Serinales; Debaryomycetaceae
Gene: CHT4
Product: putative chitinase
Exons: 1
Coding region: 1-1167 (388 amino acids)
Biological process (GO): chitin catabolic process; carbohydrate metabolic process
Cellular component (GO): extracellular region
Molecular function (GO): chitin binding; chitinase activity
Source: RefSeq, a predicted model, not a curated record
AUGUGUCAUAAAAUGAUGAAUAAAUUCCAACAAAGACUUCAUCAUACAACCUCAACCCCAUUAUUUAAGACUUGUGUUUAUUUUUCAAAUUGGUCUGUUUAUCAGAAGAAGCAUUUCCCACAAGACAUACCAAUUGAAUACUAUACCCAUAUAUUUUAUGCAUUUAUACUUAUUGAUGAACAAACUGGGAAAUUAAAAUUUAGUGAUGAAUGGUGUGAUUUACAAAUGCCACAACCAUCACCCAAUCAAUCAAUUACAGGCAAUUUGCAACAAUUUUAUGAAAUGAAAAAGAAAAAUCGUCAUUUGAAAUUAAUCAUGUCUAUAGGUGGAUGGGGGACAUGUCAUUUAUUUGAAAGUGUGGUGUCCAAUGAUACCAAAUUUGAUAAUUUUGUUAAUAGUACGAUUGAAUUUGCUGAGAAAUAUGGAUUUGAUGGGGUUGAUAUAGAUUGGGAAUACCCUAAAAAUUCAACACAAGCGGCCAAACUAGUUGAACUUUUGGCUCGAUUAAGAAAUAAAUUAAAUUCAAAAUAUAUUAUCACGGUAGCGGCUCCUGGUGGUAGUGAUAAUAUUGAAAUUUUGAAGAUUCAAGAAAUGGAUAAAUAUUUGACAUUUUGGAAUUUAAUGUGUUAUGAUUUUGCUGGUGAAGGCUGGUCUUCGAAAACUGCUUUCCAUUCUAAUUUAUUUGGUAAUAAUGGGGAUAAUUCAUUGAAUGCAUCUGAUGUUGUCCAAACUUAUAUUAACAAGGGAGUUCAUCCAACAAAAUUGAUAUUAGGGAUGCCAAUGUAUGGAAGAAUAUUUCAUGGUGUUGAUCGACCAGAAAUUGGUAUUCCUUUUACAAAAGAGAGAAAAUCAGGUUGUAUAGAAGCUGAUGUUGUGGACUAUAACAAAUUUGGUGAUACAUUCGAUUAUGAAGAUUUUGAUCCACGCAAAGUGGGUGCAUUAAAAUAUGAUUCUCAUAGUAAGCAAUUAAUCACAUUCGAUAAUCUCCAGUGUGCUAGAAUAAAAGCUAGCUUUAUACAACUGAGACAAUUGGGUGGUGGGAUGUGGUGGGAUUCUGCUGGUGAUGUUUCAGUGACAAAUGAUGGAUGUUUGGUAAAGAAUUUUGUUGAUCAACUAGGUGGUGUGGAAGUACUUGAAAAAUCAGCAAAUAACCUCCAUGGUUGUUAA